Salvelinus namaycush (lake trout) is the source of this 466-nucleotide messenger RNA. RefSeq names its product ankyrin repeat and protein kinase domain-containing protein 1-like. Lineage: Eukaryota; Metazoa; Chordata; Actinopteri; Salmoniformes; Salmonidae. Bases 95 to 466 code for a protein of 123 amino acids. The transcript has 4 exons. The record is from RefSeq and is a predicted model, not a curated record.
GCCAAGGUGUCCCACAGUGUUUACAAGAUGAGCAAAGAGUUCCCUGGGAAGGCUGGGGGGACAUCUAGUUACAUGCCCCCUGAGGCUUUGGAAAAUGUGUCAUACAAACCCAUUCGUGCCUUUGACAUCUACAGAUGUACAUGCCAGAGACUCCAGGUUCUGUUUUCUCAUCAAAGACAGAGGACAGAGGCCUACCCUGGAGGAUGUGGACAAAGAGCAGGUCGAGGGGCUAGGGGACCUGGUGGAGCUCAUGGAGAAGUGCUGGGACCAUGAGCCCUCUAAGAGACCCCCUUUCAAGAAAUGCUUCCUUGUGACAAGAGGGUUUGAGAAGCACAAGAAGGGGAUACGCAAUGCUGUCCAUCAAGUGCUUACAAAACUGGACUCGGGAAGUAAAACAUCAGGUGUUGGCGCCCUCCAUGUAUCUGCAAGUUCAAAGCCAUCUGGUAUAACACUUUAUAACAACUAA